Gryllus bimaculatus (two-spotted cricket) is the source of this 1905-nucleotide messenger RNA. The record is from the annotation of a GenBank genome assembly. NCBI's taxonomy places the organism in Eukaryota, Metazoa, Arthropoda, Insecta, Orthoptera, Gryllidae.
UUGCAUAAUUUAAUGGUACAUUGUCAUGUAUCAUUCUUCAAUUACUAAUGUUUGAAAACUUUUUUCGCAGGGGUCCAGUGAAGGUUGUGUUUUCUAUGGUAUUCCUGAUGAACAAACUUUCAUGGGAGAACAUUGAUGGUGCGUCCAUUUAGUCGGAGAAAUGUGAUAAUUUCAAGAAAGUGUGUUCUGUCUGUGCGUGUAUAGUUGUUUGAUACAUACGUGUAUUCUAUUAUGGAGCUGUGGAACAAGAAUGAUAUUUCAAUGCCUCCAACUAAUUCAGUGAUAAUGAAGAACAGAGAUAUUGAUAUAACACAUCUCAAAUUUAUCCUUAAUGGUGCAUUGAAGGCAAUGGAACAUGAACAUCUUCUGCAUAGGGAAGCAGCAGUACUUUCACGACUCCUAUUUAAAUUGCAAAGGUCAUUGCGAGGACAAAAAGGGCUAAUGUGUUUAUAUAAGGUGAAUCGAGGGCUAAAACGUUACCUUUCUCUGGAUCUACAAUAUGUGUACAGUAACUUCAGUAAAAUACUUUCUUGUGUUGAGGAUAUUAAUGAUUGUAUUUAUGUUCCUACUAAACAGAUGUUACAGUACUUGUUGGUUCGAACUCAAGGCUUUUGUAAAAUAAUGAACUAUUUGUCUAUUGCAUGUGAAGAUGCAGCUCACUAUUUCAAAGGAAUACUUCAAUUGGGCCACCUUAUAAACAUGUGCCUUUUUAGUCUAAGUCUGAAAAUUAGUGAAGAACUAUCACUAAUAAAAAAUUUUAAAGAUUUAGGAACAUUGGUGAACCGAGAAGAUUUUAUUGCCAGAAAAAAUGAGGGGGCAGGCAGUUUGGGUGAAAGUGUAAAAGUGGGUUUCUUAAAUCAAAAAGGGAAAUUAAGUACAGAUUUGAAUAUUGAAUUAAUGGUAAACAACAACAACAACAACUUUUCUUCAGAAACUGGCAAUAAACCUGUUGAAAAUAGUGUAGAUGAUUUCAGUGAUUUGCUUGUUCAAGAUGUAAAAAUUAAAAGUGUACAUGCAACCAUAAAUGCAUCAAAUUCUAUGUCUCUUCAAAAUGAUUUUGGAGAGCAAAUUUCCCGUGAUCUGUUUCAUGCACAAAAGACCAAGAAGAAAAGCUUUUCAUCCACUGCUAAUGAAGACAAUGGUAUUCCAGAAAAACUAUGUAGGGGUAAUCAAAAACUCUUGAUGGGAACUGUUAGAAAAGAUGGUGGUGAAACUCGUACAUUUAUUAAUGGUGAGAUUUCUGAGAGAAAAAGGAGGACACAGUUUAGGAAAGAAUUGCACACACCCCUAAAAGUAAAAUCCUCCAUGUCCAGUACAAAAUCUGGAGAAAACAUUGCAUUUGCGGCAAGGCAAACAAAUGUAGCGAAUCUUUCCCCAAAGACAUUGUCAGAUGCCUUUUGUUCAUCAGGUACUUCUCAAGUUGUAGGAAAAAAGAUAUUAAUGGUUUCAAAAGAUAUUAAUGAUUUGAAAGUUUUUGAUGUUAAUAGGAAGAAAACAUCAGUGGACACUACAUUCAAGUGUAUGCAAAUGGAAAAUGAGUUCGUACACAGUAUCCAAUCGUCGACCACAUUAAAUGACAAUAAAGAUAUUGGCAGUAAUUUUGAAUUUAAAUCUAAUGCAGAACAUAUUUCAGAUGUUUCUGAAGGCCAGGGGGAGUGUGCUAUUAAUUCAGGAUUCAAAAAGAAAAAAAAAAAUUCAUUAGGAAAUUGGGAGAUAAUACAUGAAAUCAGAACCUUAAAAGAUGCGAAAGCAUUUCUGCUCAGUGAAAAAAAGGCCAGAAAACAAGGAAAAAGUUGUGUUACUUCACAGUUGAAUAAUUCAGAGUGGGUUGUUCUUUUUGAAUCGAUAAACAAACAUUUAAAGAAAAACAAUGUUUCAAAGCUAAAAGGAAAUAGACUAAAACAU